Rhagoletis zephyria (snowberry fruit fly) is the source of this 480-nucleotide messenger RNA. RefSeq names its product A-kinase anchor protein 14. NCBI's taxonomy places the organism in Eukaryota, Metazoa, Arthropoda, Insecta, Diptera, Tephritidae. The record is from RefSeq and is a predicted model, not a curated record.
AUGUUCAAAUACUUUGCAUUCUUCACCCUACUCGCUGUCGCCGCCGCUAAACCUGGUCUGCUCGCCGAAACACACACCGUUGUUCAACCUGCAGUAGUUGCCAAAACCGCUUAUAUCGACAAUAGCGCCUCGUCAGCCAUUACUCACCAAAGCCACGUGAACUUGGUUAGGAAGGUGCCAGUUGUACCAGUUGUCCAUGCCGCUCCCGUCGUCCACGCCGCUCCUGUCGUCCAUGCCGCUCCUGUCGUGCAUGCUGCUCCGGUUGUAAAAACCAUUGCCACGCCCGUGGUGCAUGCCGCUCCUGUCGUCCACGCCGCUCCUGUCGUCCACGCCGCUCCGGUCCUCCACGCCGCUCCGGUCGUGCAUGCCGUUCAUGCCGCUCCAGUCGUGCAUUCCACCCAUGUUUUGCCCGUUGUGCACUCAGCUCCUUUAGUAAAGACUGUUGUCUCUGCUCCUGUUGCCUACAGCUUCCACCACUAA